Messenger RNA from Frankliniella occidentalis (western flower thrips), 2035 nucleotides. RefSeq names its product multiple inositol polyphosphate phosphatase 1. Lineage: Eukaryota; Metazoa; Arthropoda; Insecta; Thysanoptera; Thripidae. The coding region runs from base 498 to 1835 and encodes 445 amino acids. The transcript has 8 exons. The record is from RefSeq and is a predicted model, not a curated record. Gene Ontology annotation, molecular function: inositol phosphate phosphatase activity; acid phosphatase activity.
ACUGCCGCCAACGCGGCGACCCUGCCCGCACCACUGGACCCGCUGCUGCCUGCUGCCCGGCUUCAAAGUGGAGAUCCGGGGCUUCCGAGCGCACGUCAUCCGCGUCCGCGGGGAGGCCGCGGGGAGGACGCCGCCGAGCACCAGCGAGGACCGGACCGUGACCGCCGCCGUCACCGCCAACUCCAAAGCGUGACCUCCGCGCCGCCGCCGCCGGGCCGCAAUCAUUCCAUUCAUUUCUGAACGAUUUACGAUCCCUUGAGGACGCACUCAUGGCGGCCGCGGGCGCGGGGGAGGAGUGGGGGAGCGGCUGAUUCGUGGCGCGCGGGGCGGGCCCUUGUGCUUUUAUCUGGGCACGUCAUCGCGGGCCGGCAGGUGUGGCGCGGAGCGGCUCGAGCGUCCCCGCUGCUCAUGCUCAGACACACACAGUGUAGUGCGACACACUCGGCGAGCGACACGCAGCGGCCCGCCACCAGCGACACCAGACGUCGCCAUCCAUCAUGACGUGGUCACCGCUCCUGCUCGUCGCCGCCCUGGCGUGCGCCGGCCAGGUCGCCGCCUCCACCCAGGACUACUGCAUGGCCAGGGAUGCCAACCCGUUCGCCAACUUCGGGACGCGCACGCCCUACGAGGCCUCCGGCGCCAACCUGGACACCACCCCCGUCAAGCUGGAAGGCUGCAAGGCGGUCCAGCUGUGGCUCCUGGGCCGACACGGCACGCGCCAUGGCAAGGACGCGGACAUCGAACUCAUCCUCAAGCUGACCAAGAUCAAGGCGCAGAUGGUGGAGCACAAGUCCUCGGGACGUAGCGUCGGGCUGUGCGACACGGACCAGGAAAACAUCCUGAACUGGUACCCGAACGUGGACCGAUCCAUGUCGUACCAGCUGACGCCGCAGGGCCAGCAGGACCUCCUCAAGAUGGGCGCGCGAUACCGCGAGCGCUUCCCCGACCUCUUCAAGGAUCCCAACCCCGCCAGCUUCCACUUUAAAUACGACGAGACCGAUCGCUGCGUCGAGAGCUCCCAGUGGUUCUACAAGGGCAUCUUUGGCGAGUUCCCCGCCCAGAGCGAGGGCACCGUGGACGGCCUCCCCGACUUUUACAACAGGUGCCCGGCUUACCUCGGGCCGAUCGCCUCCGACUUCGUUAUGGGCGACUUCAACAAGUUCAAGAAGAACAACGAAUGGUCCGACAUGGUGAAGAGGGUCAGCAUCAGGCUCGGCUUCUACAACAACCUGGACGUCGACGACAUCGAGGCCAUGUACACCGCGUGCAGCUUCGAGCGUGCUCGCAACUGGGAGUACGGCAAGACCUCCCCGUGGUGCGCCGCCUUCCGUCCGGAGGACUUUGAGGUGCUGGAGUACUGGUUCGACAUGAAGGAGUACUACCGCACCGGCUACGGCCACAAGAUCCACGAGAAGCUGGGCUGCGUCCCCAUCAAGGACCUGGUCAAGUCGUUCGAGGCGCGCGUCGGUGCCACGGCCCCCGCGCCGCCGUCCGGGCUCAUCUACCACUCGCACGACACGCUGCUCAACCAGGUGGUGGCUUUCUUCGGCCUGUACCGCGACCAGGAGAAGAUGCGCGAGGACAACUUCGCGCGCCUCCGGGACCGCAAGUGGAGGGUCAGCAAGUUCAGCCCGUUCGCGUCCAACAUCGCCGCCGUGCUACACGAGUGUUCGAGCGGCGACAGGUACCGCGUCCAGAUGUUCCUGAACGAGAAGCUCCUCCCCCUGCAGGACUGGGGCUGCGACAAGGACUCGUGCACCUGGACGCAGUUCAUGUCCAAGUUCGGGCACGUGCUCACCAACUGCAAGCAGCGCCGCCUCUGCUGGGGCCUGUGAACAAAAAUGGGUGUCUGUUCCAUUCCUGGACCGCCAAAGAGCUAGAAACGUCUGUCUGUCACAACAAGAACGACGCGGUACCGGUACACCAUACAACAAGAGAAAAACUUCUGCAUCAAUUUUGGGCCCUGCUCAUAUUGUGUGACAACGUGCAAAAUAUCUGACGUCAAAAGAAAAGUUACUUUCAAACUGUUAACAAA